CACUCAUACACACACACACACUUUGGAUUAUCCAAAAAAAAUCUGAACUUGAUUGAACUUUUGAAAGAUGCUGAAACACGUACAAAUCUCGCCGCUGCGCAAUCGCUCCGAUUCGCUGUCGCUGCGCUCCUCGAGCAAUGCCUCGUCCUGCGCCAGCUCCAUGUGCGGCAGUCCGGAGCCGCCAACCGAUAUGCAGCGCACGCCAUCACGCGCCUCCAGCUACUCGAGCCUCAAUGAGCAGCUGCCACAGACCACAAUCAAAGUCUACACUAACUGCUUGAAGAUCGACAUCGAGUACAAGACGCUGGGCAUACAGUGGGACACCACGAGCAAGGAGGUGAUUGCACAGCUGCUGAGACGCUUGAAGAUGCGCCAUCGCGAUCCGCGUCUGUUCUAUCUCUCCAUGGAGGUGGCUGUGCGACGAGCAGGUGUGAAGACCAUACUGGUGCUGGACGAGGACACGCGUCCGGCUAUAUUGCAAGCCUGUCAUCCCAAGGGCGAGUCGCGCUUCUGCCUGCAGCUGAAGGCGGGCGGACUGAUACGCGUGCACACCUCAGCGCUGCAGCCGAGCUCCCAGUACAAGUCGCUGGUUAUCAGCGAGGAGACGAACUGCGAUGAGCUGCUGCAGCUGCUGCUGGGCUGCUACAGCUCCUUGGAGCCCGUUGAGAACUUUUCGCUCUACGAAGUGUGUCCGGGCCAGGAAUGCCAGCGCAAGCUGCAUCCGGAUGAUCUGCCGCUGCGCGCGCAGGCCGAGCGCCUGAGGCGUGGCGAGAGCUGUCACUUCUUGGUGCGCCGCACGCCCAACUAUGCGCGACGCCGCCAGCUGCUGGCCAAUCUGAACGAGGCCAUCAACCAGAGCUAUGAGAGCGAUGCCACGGCCGUCUCAGCCGCUGCUGCUGCCGUUGAGGAUGCGGAUGCAGUUAGCCUGCUGGAGCUGUCGCUCGAGUCGGAGCUCUCGCUGUCGGAGGACUUGCGCAGCUGCAGCAGCAGCGAAGACGCCGAGGAUGAUGAAUGCGCCAGCAGCUCCGGCUCCUCGGACAACUCAACUGAAUGCACGCUGCGUCGCGACUUCUUCCAGCGACAUACGCCGGUGCAAGUGAAUGGAAAUGCAGCCAGCUCUGCAGGUGCCCCAACCUCCACCUCCGCCACCUGCUCUCCGUCGCCAGCGCGCGCUUACAGCCCCGUCUACAAUAUACGUGAAAUACGCACGGCGACGCAUUCAUUCUCCUCGCUGGGCAAGGACAAAAAGCUGCUGGACAUACAGAUGAACGCACGCUAUGCACCAGCUGGCAUCUACAGUCGCCUGCUGCCUGUCGCCGAGGACAGCCUCGACGGCCUCGAUGUCAAUGGCAAUGCAACAACAGCGCCCGCAGCUGCGACAGCAGCAGCAGCAGCAACUGCUAAGCUCACAGCGGAGGCUGUUAACAAUAAUCCAGCCAAAGGCUUGGGCCACUUUGUCUAUUUGUAACUAGUCAAGGCCACAAGUUGUACAUAGAGGGAGAGCAGCAGAGAGAGAGAGAGAGAGAGAGAGAACGAGAGAGCAGCAGAGAAAGAGAGAGAGCGGAAAUAUCCCCAAAAAAAAAACAACAAAACGUAAACCGUUUGAACCAAAGAUGCAUUUGUAGUUUAAGUCAAAGUGUAAAUAGUUAAGACAGGGAAAUUUAAGCUUUUGUUGCAUAACUAAAAGCUGUUAAAUCCAAGGAUACUAAAGGAAUCUAUAGCUUGAGGCUUUAGUCGCGUAGCUAAAGCUAAACGAAGUCGUCAGAUAACAACAAUUUUAACACUUAAGAUAAAUAUGUAGAAACCAAAAAGAUAUUCUAAUAAUACAAAUGAAAAAAUACGAAAAAAAAUGUAUUUAUUAUUAAGUAAAAGUUGAACGAUAA
Molecule: messenger RNA, 1883 nt
Organism: Drosophila hydei
Lineage: Eukaryota; Metazoa; Arthropoda; Insecta; Diptera; Drosophilidae
Gene: rau
Exons: 4
Coding region: 68-1468 (466 amino acids)
Biological process (GO): positive regulation of fibroblast growth factor receptor signaling pathway; signal transduction; positive regulation of epidermal growth factor receptor signaling pathway
Source: RefSeq, a predicted model, not a curated record